Molecule: messenger RNA, 1179 nt
Organism: Coturnix japonica (Japanese quail)
Lineage: Eukaryota; Metazoa; Chordata; Aves; Galliformes; Phasianidae
Gene: TPM4
Product: tropomyosin 4
Source: RefSeq, a predicted model, not a curated record
GAUAGAGGCCCACAGAUCUGGGUUUUGUCCAGGGGUCUCCAGGUUUAAAGCUCCCUACAGCCACUUCAGCUCAGUUUCCCUGUGACUCGGCUGGGCACGGCUUCUUUCUCUGCCCCCAAAACAUAAAGCUUUUCUCUUCAGAACAGUUUUGGUUGCGUGACAAAGGCAGCCUGUCCUUUAGCGAAAAUGGAGGCCAUCAAGAAAAAGAUGCAGAUGCUGAAACUGGACAAGGAGAAUGCCAUUGACAGAGCCGAGCAGGCUGAGACGGAUAAGAAGGCAGCUGAGGACAAAUGCAAGCAGGUGGAGGACGAGCUGGUGGCCCUGCAGAAGAAGCUGAAGGGCACUGAGGAUGAGCUGGAUAAAUACUCCGAGGCCCUGAAAGAUGCCCAGGAAAAGCUGGAGCAGGCUGAAAAGAAGGCCACGGAUGCGGAAGGCGAGGUGGCGGCGCUCAACAGGCGCAUCCAGCUGGUGGAGGAGGAGCUGGACCGGGCCCAGGAGCGCCUGGCCACCGCCCUGCAGAAGCUGGAAGAGGCUGAGAAGGCGGCAGAUGAGAGUGAGAGAGGCAUGAAAGUCAUUGAGAACAGAGCCAUGAAAGAUGAAGAGAAAAUGGAACUCCAGGAAAUGCAGCUGAAGGAAGCCAAGCACAUCGCUGAGGAGGCUGACCGCAAAUACGAGGAGGUUGCCCGCAAGUUGGUGAUUCUGGAGGGAGAGCUGGAAAGAGCUGAAGAGCGAGCAGAGGUGUCCGAAGUGAAAUGUAGUGACCUCGAAGAGGAGUUGAAGAAUGUCACCAACAAUCUGAAGUCUCUGGAGGCUCAGGCUGAGAAGUACUCGGAAAAGGAAGAUAAGUAUGAAGAAGAAAUCAAGAUUCUUUCUGACAAGCUCAAAGAAGCUGAAACUCGUGCUGAGUUUGCUGAGAGAACGGUUGCCAAACUGGAAAAGUCCAUUGAUGAUCUGGAAGAUGAGCUGUAUGCUCAGAAACUGAAGUACAAAGCAAUCAGCGAGGAGCUGGACCACGCGCUCAAUGACAUGACCUCCCUGUAGUCUGCACCUCUCGGUGCUCCGUUUGCUGUAUCUCUUAUGCUCUUCUUGCCUGUAAUUCCUUCUGUGCUAAAAGCGAUCCAUCCUUCAGCCUGCUCUGUAAGAACUGCGCUCAAUAAAGAUCAGAUGCCUUUACCUGUC